Messenger RNA from Blumeria graminis f. sp. triticale, 1878 nucleotides. The record is from the annotation of a GenBank genome assembly. NCBI's taxonomy places the organism in Eukaryota, Fungi, Ascomycota, Leotiomycetes, Helotiales, Erysiphaceae.
AUGCCACCAUCGGCAAGCCCUAGAUGUCUUCUUUGCUCAUUUAAAAGGCCAAGAAUCUUGGUUAUUCAGAGAUUGGGGUUGCCAUGUUCUCCGAUAAGCACUAAGACAACAAGACCGACGCGCAUGAUAUUGCAAGACUCCAGAAAAGUUGCACGAGAUGCCACACCAGUCAGAAAAAAGAUUAGACAAAAUGGACCAUUUGGUGGCAUGAACCAAACAGUAGCAAAUAUUCGAGGUCUCCCUAAAUCGGUGGGAAGCCAUGACUCCGCUAAUUCAAAGAGAGAUAAUAGGGGUUCAACUACCACAAGACAGGGCAGACUUAGAUCUUCACGAGGAGAGAGGGGAUUCAAGGCUCUGAAGAUGCAAAGACCGCUGGCGUCGCUAUCCUACGAGCAGAGACUUAGAAUUAAAAGCAAGACGCAAAACAUAGAUUCUUUUGAGAUGUUUCCUCUUUUAGAAGAAGUUUCCAAGUCAAUAUAUUCGCAAGCCCUCCAAGGAAUGGUUGAUGUGAAGCCGACCCCGGUACAAAGAGUAUCAAUUCCUGCAUUGAUUGGUCAGAAAAAAAAGCGAUGCGAUGGCACCGAUUCAGGUCCUGAUGCGUACCUAAUUGCAGCAGAGACUGGAUCUGGAAAGACCCUCUCCUACUUGAUUCCGACCAUAAAUGCUCUCAAACUAGCAGAAAAAGAAGAUAGCGAGGUGCAGGAGUACGAGAAACUGCGAGCUGAGGAGAGUAAGCGACUGAGCGAAUCUGCUUUCUUUUCACCUCCAAUUACCAAUAGCUCACAUCCAACCACUGGACGACCCAAAGCUAUCAUACUUGUUCCUAGUCAAGAACUAGUCUCUCAGGUCGGAGCUGUCGUCAAGUCGUUGGGGCAUACCGUCAAAUUUAGAUCGGCCUUAGUAUCGUCUGCUCUGACUGGAACAGUUAUUCGGAAUCGGAUUUUCUCCACAAAAGGAAUUGAUGUAGUGGUUUCUACUCCUCACCUGCUGGCAUCGAUAGCAGAGGCUGAACCUAAUAUUCUCUCGCGAGUUACACAUCUGAUAAUUGAUGAAGCAGAUUCUCUAUUGGAUCGUAGUUUUGCUCCUAUAACGUCCACACUAAUUGAUCGAGCUACUCCGUCUUUGAAGCAGAUAAUCAUGUGCUCUGCUACAAUUCCCUUGACCUUAGACAGCUAUCUACGGACGAGAUUUCCAAAUCUUCAGCGAUUAGUUACUCCAAAUCUCCAUGCCAUUCCUCGACGUGUCCAGCUCGCGGUGGUAAAUGUGGAACAAUCUCCAUACCAGGGAAACAAAAAUCUAGCCUGUGCAGACACAAUCUGGUCAAUAGGUAGAGUAGCUGCUGAUAAAGAUGAUUCGUCACAGGGAUCUUCUGAGGCCAUUAGUGUAAAGCGUAUCAUGGUAUUUGUCAAUGAACGCGAAAAAACACUAGAGGUCAGUGAUUACUUGGUAUCAAAAGGUAUCGAUGCCAUUGCAAUGAAUCGAGAUACAUCAGAUGAAAGGAAGUCGGAGAUCCUAUGUUCAUUCACGCAAGCGAAGUCACACGAAGCACCUAUAGAUCAGACUCCAGAGCCAUCAUAUAAUGAUCAGCCAAACUUUAUCCCUAUCGGAAUGAAAGCACCUAGUGCAAAGAAGACUUUGCGCAAUGUGAAGGUCCUAGUCACUACAGAUCUGGGCUCAAGAGGUAUUGAUACCUUGGCUGUCCGGAAUGUGAUCUUAUACGACGUACCCCAUUCUACGAUAGAUUUUAUACACCGGCUUGGUCGAACUGGCCGUAUGGGAAGAAGAGGCAAAGGAUACGUUUUGGUGGGUAAAGAUGACAGGAGGGACGUUGUUGCCGAGGUCAGGGAAGGCAUGUUCCUAGGAAAAUCUUUGAUUUAG